This is a messenger RNA of Daldinia childiae, 1053 nucleotides long. RefSeq lists its product as uncharacterized. Bases 1 to 1053 code for a protein of 350 amino acids. Lineage: Eukaryota; Fungi; Ascomycota; Sordariomycetes; Xylariales; Hypoxylaceae. The record is from RefSeq and is a predicted model, not a curated record. The transcript has a single exon.
AUGGUCGGCCACAAUUCUCAACCAGCCCUCCCGCCGCUGUUAAGCAAGUUCAGCCUCUUCGCGGACCUGCCAACGGAGGUUCAAUGUACGAUAUGGAGGUUCACUCUACCUAUCACGAUGAUCCGCGUGGAUGAAGCCCGCUGUCCAGUAAUCGAGCUCCCAGAGCCAUCCGAAGGAGACUUGUGCGGCGAAACCCCCGAUUUCAAAGAUGUCCCAAAAUAUCCGCCGGGCAUCGUGGCUCUCAAAGUCUGCCACCAGAGUAGAAUGGUCGCUCUGGAGAAUCUCGUGCCAUUAUCGAGACCUUUGACGAGUCCCAGGUAUAUAACUUGCAGCUAUAUUUCUACACACGACAUUAUCGACGUCGGGUUCCUCACGUCUCUAGAAGAAUACCGUGUCAUGAAGGACGAUACAUAUGGCCCUGUCGGUAAUCUUGCGCGGAUAAAGCGCGCUGUAGGGAUGAGAGGGUGGGUAACCGAUGUUUUAGAGAUUAGCCAGGAGAAGUUCCUAUACGAUAUGGCCUCCCGCCAUCUCUCCGUGGUAAUUUGCCCAAAAGCCACAACCGACGUACAUCCACAAAAACCUCUGUUGCGACAAGUCUUCGCCAUCCGCUCCUCGUCCCUUGAAGAAUGGAUUUUCGGCUCCCGCAUCACUAUCGGCGACGUGCCCCAGGCCAUACGCAAUUUCUCCAAGCGCGACCCUUUGGAAUGGGAGAACUAUAACAGCGCCACCCUCAUCGGAGGGUCCCGGUACAACAGCCGGUACAAACUUGCAGGAUUAUGCUCGAGCCCGGAGGAAAUCCUGAUUGCGUGGGUAUGGUUCUUGCACAAGCUAGCCUACGCGCCGCAUAGGCUACAUUUAUCACGUUCGCACGAUAGUGGUCCCCCGGGCUUCAUGUCCAUCGUGCGGAUAUUCGUUGCCAUUAUGGAUGGCGGUCAGUGCCCCUCGUGCAAACGCGCCAUUUUACAGCGUAUCAAAGAGUCCUACCCACAGCUACCGUUUGACAAAGUCGAUAUCCUAUUCCGCCUCAACCAGUCUGGUGUCCCGCGGGAGUAA